CUCCAGCAACGGCACAGGAGUGGGGCACUCGCGCACGGCGAUCGCACGCCCGCACGGUGGCCCGAUCGGCUUCCAAGGCCUCACUUUCCCUAAAUGAGGAACGUUGCGAACUCCCGGGGCGGCUUUUUCUGCGGCUUCCUCGGAAUUCCCAAAGCCCGGGUUGAAAUCUCAAACGGCGCACGACAACUUUGGCUCAAGGGAGGUCGUCAUGGCCAAGGUUUAUGGACUCUAUGUCGGUCUACUAACAGCGCUGACCUUGUGCGAAGGGUCCUUGGCCGGCUGGAACGCCACCAGUGAGGCCCCCUGCCGUCGCCUUGGCAACGGAGACAACUGCACAGCACCCACCUCGAGCACGGAUGAGUGGAAUGGACACUUUACCAAAUGUCCAGAGAAGUUCCACCACUACUGCAUCAACGGGGAGUGUCGCUUUAUUAAAGACCAGGAGGCGCCGUCCUGCAGGUGUCACAGGGGCUACAUCGGCUCCAGAUGCGAGUACGUGGACCUGGACCUGCGGCGGGGGGAGCGGCAGCAGAUGAUCAUCAUCGUCGGCAUCGUUGCGGCACUCGUGGUCCUCAUUCUUCUCAUUGUGUUCAUCUUUGUCUGUUCACAUCGCAGGUUCAGAAUUUGCCGGAAGAGGAGACGGCAGCGGGAGGAACCGAGGAACGGAACGGAGAAACUCCAUAUGAUGGAUACCAACGCACAUCCCGUGACACCAGACUCAGUAGCCCCUCUAAACUAUGAUGACGUGUGACGGGAAUGUUUGCGCGUGGCUUACG
This is a messenger RNA of Syngnathoides biaculeatus (alligator pipefish), 776 nucleotides long. It is a transcript of the gene btc, whose product is annotated as betacellulin, epidermal growth factor family member. Lineage: Eukaryota; Metazoa; Chordata; Actinopteri; Syngnathiformes; Syngnathidae. The transcript has 5 exons. The coding region runs from base 209 to 751 and encodes 180 amino acids. Gene Ontology annotation, biological process: epidermal growth factor receptor signaling pathway; positive regulation of cell population proliferation; positive regulation of mitotic nuclear division. The record is from RefSeq and is a predicted model, not a curated record.